AUGCUCGUGCGCCUGGUGCCACCGCUGCAGCUGCUGCUUCUGCUGCUACAGCCGCCGCCGCCCGUGCGCGCUCGGAAAUCCCGGGCGCAGGAUGUGAGCUUGGGCGUGGACUGGCUGACGCGCUACGGGUACCUGCCUCCGCCCGACCCGGCCCAGGCUCAGCUGCAGAGUCUGGCCAAGCUACAAGACGCCCUAAAAGUGAUGCAGAGAUUUGCGGGGCUGCCCGAGACCGGCAUUCUAGAUGCAGAGACGAUGGUGGCCAUGCGCAAACCUCGCUGCUCCCUGCCCGACGUGCUGGGUGUGGCUGGGCUGGUCCGACGGCGGCGCCGCUAUGCCCUGAGCGGCAGCGUGUGGAAAAAGCGAACCCUGACAUGGAGGGUGUCCUCCUUUCCGGUGGGCUCCACCCUGAGCCCCGACACCGUGCGUAUCCUCAUGCAUCAUGCCUUGACUGCCUGGCGCGUAGAGUCGAACCUCGACUUCCAGGAGGUGCCUCCUCAGGAUCCCCGGGAGGCUGACAUCCGCAUCAGCUUCUCUAAGGCCUACCAUGAGGACACCUACCCCUUCGACGGACCAGGGGGCACCCUCGCCCACGCCUUCUUUCCCGGGGAACACCCCAUCUCAGGGGACACUCACUUUGACGAUGAAGAGACCUGGACUUAUGGGUCAAAAGAUGGCGAUGCAGGGACCGACCUGUUCACGGUGGCAGUACAUGAGUUUGGCCACGCACUGGGCCUGGGCCAUUCAUCGGCUCCUGACUCCAUCAUGAGGCCCUUUUAUCAGGGUCCCGUGGGAGAUCCCUCGAGCUUCCGCCUGUCCCGGGAUGACCGCGAAGGCCUGCAGCAGCUCUACGGGAGAGCAUCCCAAACCCCAGAUGACAGACCCACCAUGAAGCCUCUGCCCCGGCCUCCCCCGCCCCCGGUGCUGCCCCCCAACAGCCCCGGGAUGCCGGAUCGCUGCACUGGGAACUUCGACGCCAUAGCCAACAUCCGCGGGGAGAUCUUCUUCUUCAAGGGGCCCUGGUUCUGGCGUGUCCAGCCUUCGGGACAGCUGGUGUCCCCAAGGCCCGCGAGGCUGCACCGCUUCUGGGAAGGGCUGCCAGCGACUGUGCAAGAGGUGCAGGCGGCAUAUGCCCGCCACCCCGACGGCAGGAUCCUGCUCUUUAGUGGCCUGUACUUCUGGGUGUUCCAGGACCGGCAGCUGGAGGGUGCCCCGCGGCCCCUCACCGAGCUGGGGUUGCCGUCCGGGGAGCCGGUGGAUGCCGUGUUCUCCUGGCCCCUCAAUGGCAAGACCUACCUGGUCCGCCAGCAGCGCUACUGGCGCUACGAUGAGGCCGCAGCCCGCCCUGACCCCAGUUAUCCGAAGGAUCUGGUCCUCUGGGAAGGGGCGCCCAGCUCCCCCGACGACGUCAUGGUCGACAACGCAGGUGACACCUACUUCUUCAAGGGUACCCACUACUGGCGCUUCCCCAAGGGCAGCGUCAAGGCCGACCCUGACUCCCCGAAGCCUAUGGGCCCCAAGUGGCUGGACUGCCCAGCGCCCAGCAGCCCCUCGGUGACCAGGACCACCCCUCAGACUGGUCAUUGCCACUGUCGCUGCGACAUCAGUAGGGGCACAGCACAGCUGACCCCCGGGCUGGCCCUGCUGCUGGCCCCGCUGCUGCUGGGCCUGGGUUUCGGCUUGGGGGACGCCAUGUCCAGCUGA
Molecule: messenger RNA, 1701 nt
Organism: Suncus etruscus (white-toothed pygmy shrew)
Lineage: Eukaryota; Metazoa; Chordata; Mammalia; Eulipotyphla; Soricidae
Gene: MMP25
Product: matrix metallopeptidase 25
Exons: 10
Coding region: 1-1701 (566 amino acids)
Biological process (GO): proteolysis; extracellular matrix organization; collagen catabolic process
Cellular component (GO): extracellular matrix
Molecular function (GO): zinc ion binding; metalloendopeptidase activity
Source: RefSeq, a predicted model, not a curated record